Hemiscyllium ocellatum (epaulette shark) is the source of this 5775-nucleotide messenger RNA. RefSeq names its product rho guanine nucleotide exchange factor 25-like. Bases 391 to 2550 code for a protein of 719 amino acids. Gene Ontology annotation, cellular component: cytoplasm; plasma membrane. Gene Ontology annotation, molecular function: guanyl-nucleotide exchange factor activity. The record is from RefSeq and is a predicted model, not a curated record. The transcript is spliced from 16 exons. Gene Ontology annotation, biological process: axon guidance. NCBI's taxonomy places the organism in Eukaryota, Metazoa, Chordata, Chondrichthyes, Orectolobiformes, Hemiscylliidae.
CAGGGUUGUUCCAGUCCCAGCACUUGACUGUGUGAAUUUCAGCCCUUGUCUUCUUUCGGGAAUUAAUGGAUUUUUGCUGGGGCAUCAAAUUGUGAUCUAGCUCAAAUCCUUCAUCCCUCCCAACUUACAUAAGGAGGACUUUUGAGGGUCAGAGUGGAGUGCAUCUGGAGUGUGGACUUUUUUGGAGAGAGAGUUGCUGUUCUCUAGACGCUAUGAUGUGGCAAGGCACAGGACCACGGGGCUGAGAGAAGAUUUCAAAGGAACUUGAACCUUGUUUGAUUGCUGUCAUUUGGCUGAUUGAAAGCUCCAAGCGUUUGUGAGCCAGGACUAUCUUUUGCAGAAGAAGGGGUUGCCUCCAGCAGGGACACUGUGAAUAUCCCAGACCUCAAUAUGAAAGCCCCUCAGAGGAGCCCUGGCAGGGCAGAACAGAUGCUAGGAGCCAUGGCAGAUAUGUUGACAUCUUUUGCUAUACCCAGCCAGCAGUGGCUAUCGGAUCCAUGUGAAGUGACAGCAGAGCUGACGGAACGUGAGACCCUCAGCCCUGAGGGAUCGCAGACAGGAGAAAGCAGAGGGGCCAAGAAUGAGCCAGGAGACCCCGAGACUGAUUGGGUCCUGCCAGAUGCUGCUGCUGCUGCCCAGGGCCGUCCUGGGGCUUCAAGUCUAACAAGUGCUGCUAUUUAUUCUGACUUCCCCAGCUCACUUGCGACAGAAUGCUCUUUCCCAUCUGGUGAAGAAUCGUACUCAGUGACGGGAAGCGAUGGCAGCAUCUCCACCUCAGUGGCCUCGAUCCAGCCACAGCCCUCCACCAGUUCGGCUCCCAGCUCGCCGAGCUCCAAGCGGUCGGUGAGCACCUUAAAGAAAUGGCUGACCAGCCCAGUCCGCAAGCUCAGCAGCGGCAAGAUCGACCGGCAGGUGAAGAAACUGGAAAGCAAACCCAAGAAGGCGGAACGAAGGAAGAGCGUCGAUGAGCGACGGAGGAGCAUCGACCUGGGGAUCGUCAACAAAGGGAUUGAAGCUCAAGACACGAAAGGCUGGAAGGAUGGAUCACUGAGCCGCAGAUUAUCCCGAGACGAACAAACAUCAGCUGUGAUUCCGGAGUCACCGACAGCGCUUACUGACAUCCCAAAGAAGGAGGUGGAAGAACAGGAUGCUGCAGUGCAGAGUCCCAUCACCCUCUCUGUUCAGGAUGGUGCCGUGGGAUCAUUGGCUCACCCUCCAAACGGAUUGCCGCAGUCAGCGAUUACAUCGAUAGACACUGAGGAAGAAAAGAGGAGUGCCUUAGAAAAGAGUAUGUAUGUGCUACAAGAACUUGUAGAAACAGAAAAAUUAUACGUGGCCGACUUGGGUUUUAUAGUGGAGGGCUACAUUGCAACAAUGAAUGAAAAAGGAGUCCCUGAAGACAUGAAAGGGAAAGAUAAAAUAGUAUUUGGGAACAUUCAUCAGAUCUAUGAAUGGCACAAGAACUAUUUCUUAGCAGAGCUGGAGAAAUGCCUGGAGGAGCCAGAGAGACUAGCCGAGCUCUUCAUAAAACAUGAAAGACGGUUACACAUGUACGUGGUUUAUUGCCAGAAUAAACCUAAAUCAGAGCAUAUCGUCUCCGAGUACAUCGACACCUACUUUGAAGAGCUGAAGCAGCAACUAGGCCACAGGCUUCAGCUGAAUGACUUACUUAUCAAACCCGUUCAGAGAAUCAUGAAGUACCAGCUUCUAUUGAAGGAUUUCCUGAAGUAUUCGAAGAAAGCUGAGCAGGACACCACUCUGUUAGAGCAAGCUGUGGAGGUGAUGUGCUUCGUGCCUAGACGAUGUAAUGAUAUGAUGAACGUAGGACGCUUACAGGGCUUUGAGGGAAAAAUAACAGCUCAGGGAAAACUUCUUCAGCAGGACACCUUCCACAUGAUCGAACAGGAUGCCGGCUUCCUAUCACGCAGUAAAGAGCGGCGAGUUUUCCUCUUUGAACAGAUAGUAAUCUUCAGUGAGCCACUGGAUAAGAAGAAGGGCUUUUCACUGCCAGGUUAUCUCUUCAAGAACAGUAUUAAGGUUAGCUGCCUGGGCCUUGAAGACACUGUAGACAACGACCCUUGUAAAUUUGCCUUGACCUCACGUGGGACAGAUGGGAACGUGGUGCGAUACGUCUUACAAGCUACUAAUCCGGAAAUCCAGCAGGCCUGGGUUUCAAACGUUAGUCAGAUCCUGGAAACGCAACGUAACUUUUUGAACGCUCUGCAAUCUCCGAUUGAAUAUCAAAGGAGGGAAAACAAAUCCAACAGCUUGGGAAGACCCCGCGAUGCCAGGACAGCACUCUCCAUCUCAGCUGGCAUGAGGCCCCAUUCUUCUGCAUCUAUGGACAGGAACCAGUUUCCUUCAAUGAAGGCCUACAACACCUCACUGCCAACAUUGUUUCUCCCACCCAGCAGGACUGGCAGUGCCACCCUGGAAACAAAUCAGCCGCCAUGUCAUGGGAAGGAUACCCGAGAUGGAAAUUCUACCAAGGUUGACACUAACGGUCACAAACAUAGGAGCCAAGACAUGCUGGACAAGAGCAAGCAAUAAAGUAGCUUCUUGGUUUUUCUUUUCUGUUUGCUUAGAGGAAGUUAGGUUCAGGAGCGCACACAGUGUGGGUCAGCUCCCCGUUUUUAAUUCUUCACCCACGAACCCAAUUUGCUGAAGGUUUGGCGAGCUUUGGCACCUUGCAUCAACUGUGCACCUUCAACCCAAGGGUUGUGCUCCGGGACAACCAACUCCGAGUCAUGGAAAGUCAAGGGUAUUGUGCUGCCAUUGUCAUGUCACCUGGGUGUACAUUUUUAUGAUGGCUUGUCUGAAGGUCCUCAGUUGUUCUGAAUCAAUAAGUGUCCCUCUGUGGAACACCCAAACCCUGGCUGCUACCGAAGGACUGACCGGCAGGGUCCUUCUGUAGAGGGGGAUGUCUCUGAUUUGAGAUUUUGAAAGGGCAUUCUGCUGAGGGAUUUCAAUUCAGUCAAAGGACUGAAAAUCACUUGUAUCCUGUAAUGCUGAAAUGGACCAUCCUGAUCACUUAUGGAGCUUUUUAUGUUAUUUUCAAAAUAUCCAUAAGGAGUCUCAAACGCCAACACUCCAAGCAACAUCCAUGUCUGACGACACUUCAUCCCAUUAAUUGCCCUAUGCCUUUCCCAUAGAACUGAAACAGUGGAAUCAUAGUUGUUGCAUUGUCGUUGAACAAUCAAUCCAUCCAUGUAACAUCUGACAGCUCCAGAAUAUCCUUGCUUCAUCACUCUACACUGGUGAUAUCACAAUGUCAGGAAGAUUUGUGCCCAGCUCACUAUUUCCUGGCAGAUUGCACAAUGUUUUUGACUUCUGGGAUCGGUGUCUGAGCCGGCGCAAUGAGACCUCUGGCACAGGCAGGGACAAACACCAAGACCGAGAAAAGUCUUUUACUCAAAAUGCACGCAAACAUGCCUGGCCUUUUAAAACAAAAACUGUGCCAGCUUUGAGCAACUGGGGCAAAGGAAAGACAGUGCCAAUAGUACAGUUGGUAAAAGAGCCAAGCAUGAAGCAGCAUGUCAAGUCGUCAGCAGAAGGAAACGGCACUUGCCCAAAACGGGAGGGAUCCAAAUCGCCAGCAAAGACACCCGAUCAUAUCCAGUUACCGCCUGCGUGAAAAAGGUUGGCUAUCUUUUCUCAAUGUUAGACAAGUACCAAUUGACUCUUUUUGUGGUCUAAGCUUUGUAUAUGAAGACCAUUUUCAAUUUUUUGGAUCUUCUCUGGUUUGAAUUUAUAAACAUUUCUAAUGCUGCUGUACCUUUCAUUUUCCCAGAUUCUAAAUCUUCCUUUUUGUUUGAAAUUCGCAGCUGCGCUCCAUUCUGCCCCUUCCUCACUCGAGUGGUGUGCCUCGAAACCCACCACUUUGCACUAGCUGUCCAAAAAGUGAUUGGUACCUUUUAUUUUCCCAGGGCCAAGUCUUCGUAAUGGCACUCUGCUACUCCGCAGGCUGUUCAUUUCAUGUCAGUUCACCUGAAUGUCUCCCUCCCUGUGCUAACCAAGCCUGCAGGUUCUGUGCUCCUUGGUCACGUUGCUGCAGUCAAAUUGGUAAUUUGGCCGAGGGAAUGAAAGUAAAGCACCAAUAUCGUGGUAGCUGGCUGAAGGUGGAAACUCAGCAAAAAAAGGGCAGCAUCAACCUUAUAAGAACAUCUUUUAAGUAUUGUUGAGGCUCAAUCAUUAAUGUUUAGAUGCUAUACUCCAACUCUGAACUGGUAGAAUUUGAUGUUACGGUUUUAGCCCUUGGCACUUGGUCAAAAGCAUGAUCCUGCAGUCAUUCUGAUGGUGGGGGUCAGGGAUCCAUCUUGUCCCUUGACUGGACUGAGGGUGUUUCAUGAUUUUUGCCUUUCUUUCAUGAGAUGUGGGUGCCACUGGCUAACUCAGUACUUACUGCCCACGAGGGCUAUUGAAAGUGAGCCAUAUUGACCAUGGGUCCGAGAGUAACCUGUAGGCCAAGACCAGGUAAGGACAGUGGAUUUCCCUUCCUAAAGGACAUGAGUGAACCAGAUAUGGUUUUCACAACAAUCAACAAUGGUGUCAUGGUCACCAUUAAUGAGACCAAUGUUUUUUUCCCCCACAUUAAUUAGCUGAAUUAAAAUUGACCCAAAUGGAUUUGAACCCAUGACCUGAGACCACUAGCCUGGGACUUUGUGGGUAGUUAAGAGUCAAAUCAUUUUGGCUGUGGGUCUGGAGUCACAUGUAGGUACAGAUCAGGUGAGGAUGACAGAUUUCCCUCCUGAAAAGGGCAUUUGUGAACCAGAUGGGUUUUUACAACAAAUUAACAAUGGUUAUUGUUAGACUUUCAAUUCCAGAUAUUUAUUGAAUUCAAGUUUCCCCAUCUGCCUUGGUAGGAUUUGAACCAUGGAUUCUAGUCCAGUGACAUCAGCAUGAGCACUACCUCCCCUUUCUGUGAUAAUAAGAACUAGGCAAAGGAUUUAGAUGUAACCAGUUUGCAGUCACCAGCAGCUGGGAUGAGGGUGCUUUACUCCCUAGUAUCAUGUAAGGUGUGGAAGAUUUGCACUUUACAAAGUAAUCGGUGGCAGUUUGAGUUUCUCUGCCAUUUCCUGACACAAAUCAGUGCUAAGAAAAACACCCAAGAGAUAUGCAAAUUCAACAGCCUGCCUAAUUAAAGUCAAAAUAUAAAAAGGAUGUUGCUUAUUUAUCAAGAGACCAGCUAAAGUUCCUGGUUCUGUGGCCACUGAUUUCAGCUCUGGUCUCCUCAUUUUGGGAAUGCUGCUUUGUGGUGGGUUGUAUGCUCGUCCACAGCUGCUGAAAUGCCUCUGUUACCGAACUCAAGGACUCAUUUGCUAUCUGUAACCUGGGGCAAGGAGAGUGUGGGCUAUUCAAGCACAGAGACCAUUGGCAAAUGCAUUCUCCCCCAGUGUCGAUGCAUGCACAGAAAUCACUGAAUGCCCAGCGGGAAUAAGAUCGGAGAUUUUUUUUUUGCCUCUAUGUACCGUUGCUGAAACCACAUCACGUGACCAGCCUUCAGUCUAAGGAUCAGUGUGCAGACUGAAUAGUGGACUCAAUCUCCCAAGUUUUAAAAUCUACACAUAGAUGGGACAUGGGUGGCACUGGCUGGGUCAGCAUUUAUUGCUCGUCCUUAGUUGCCCCCUGAGAACCAUGUAUUUACAAGUGAAGCACCUUAAGGGCAAUACAAACCAUCAAAGCUGAGGGGGAGGGAGGGAAGGGACUAAAUCAAAAUGGAGUCAGAGGGGGGAAUAAAGCAUUGCCUUCCACAUGCCCCCCCGCCCAGUGCCCACC